AACACGUGCGACUGGAGCGUAUGACGUCAGACGCACGCGUGUUACGAAAAAAGAGUUAUGAAAGUUCUUUCCAGUCACGCUGAUAAUUUCUUUCAUCUCUCUUAUUUCCCCGCAGCUGCUGUAGAGAUCCACACCGAAGGCUUUGCGUAAGCUAGCAGUUAUAUUCAGAGGAAUGAUGUUGGGAUCAGUGGUUGUUGGUAUAGGCAUCGCAGGAUCUGUGAGGAUUAGAGACUUGCUCGCUCCUCUGCCGUCCAGCGCUGCUGAGAAGUUCAGCAUCAAAGGCUUUGUGUCCAGGAGGACUCUUGAAGAUCAGCAGGGUGUGAAGCAGAUCUCUAUGACGGAGGUGUUGAGCAGAGACGACAUCCAUGCGGCCUUUAUAUGCACCGAAAACACUAACCAUGAAGAGCACAUCAGGCAGUUUCUGGAGGCGGGGAAGCAUGUGUGUGUUGAGUAUCCCAUGACCCUCAGCUACACGUCUGCUGUGGAUCUGUGGAAUCUGGCUCAGCAGAAGGGCCUGGUGCUACAUGAAGAACAUAUCGAACUCUUCACUCCUGAUUUCAAACAGCUGAAAAAAGACAUAGCUGGCAAAACGCUGGAGGAGGGAACGCUGCACUUCACAGGUGGACCCUUGAAGCCGAAUUUUGGGUUCCCAUCUUUCAGCGGGAUUGCCAGACUGACCUGGUUGGUUGAUCUUUUCGGGGAGCUGACGGUUACUGCAGCAUCUCUGAUAGAAGAAAAAGAAAAAAAAAACAAGAAGACGACACACUUACUGACUCAACAGCAGAAACCUUUAACUUGGAUUGAAGAGCGGGGUCCAGGACUGGGCAGAGCCAAACACAUACACCUUCGCUUUCAGGACACCAACAUCACGGAGCUUCCUGCAGGUCAGCGGGAGCCGGUGGGGCUGUUCAUGCAGGAUCUGGUGCUGUUCGGCCGGAAGCUGCAGGGUGAAGUGUCUGCUGCGGAGCUCCAGGAGGAGAGGAGCAGGAUCUUACACUGUCUGCAGCUGGCAGACCGCAUCCAGCAGCUCAGUGAACACACUCAGGCCUGAACCUGAACCUCUCCACACUGCAGAUUCACACAAUAACCCAUACACAAUUGUGGGAUAUAGACUGUGGUGUAGUGGAAGAUAAUAUAAUUGAAUAUAUACAUUUAUUUUCAUUUGAGGUUUUUUUUGUUUUUGUUUUUUUAACAGUGAAAAUCUGUUUGCUGAUCAGUUGCUUUUUGUUGUAGCUUGUUUAACACAAAGGGAAAAAAUAAAAAUUGUGACUUUAUUUCACAAUACUGCGUUUAUAUCUCGCAAUUCUGAGUCAGAUGAAAGUCUGAAUUGUGAGAUAAAAACAUUUUGGGUUUUUAUCCCAUGGUGGAAACCAGCUUUUAUAGCUUUUCAGCUCUAAAAAGGACAAAAAAAAAACUCAUAAAAGUAUGACUUGAAGUUUGUUCUCUUCUUCUCAAAAACACUAAAUUAUAAUCUCUGUCCUAUUUAGACCUUGACAGAUAUUCUUUCUUCAGACUUAAAUGCAGUGAUUAAAAAGGCAAUGUAGUAGUUUCAGUGUAAAAUCAGAAGAUUAACGUUUUAAAAUUUGAUUUGGAAAUUGAACUGAUAGUUCUGUUUAACUAGUGGGCCGCAUCAGGAUAUGCAGUAACAGCAUGUGUAACUCAUAACUUAUUAACAUAACAUUUUAUUAUUUAGCAUAAAGGGAUGAUUCUUGCUGACUUCUUGUUGUUGUAUUUUUUUUUUUUUUAAGUUUUGUAAAUCAGUUGGUAUUUAGUAUGUGACUGAUACAACGAGUCUUGUUUUAGUACAUUUCAGAAACUGGUGUUCAUACAGGCUGGAGCGUUGCAAAACAUUGUGCACUUUUGUUUGGUUUGAUAUUAUAUCAUUCUUAUAUUUAAGUUGAAUAUUAAAUAUUAAAUUUAAUAUUGAAUAUUAAACUUUAAUAUGAGUGUGAAAACUGUGUAUUAAGUGUGAAAACUGGAUGAGAUCUGUAAGCAUUCAUACAUCUUUUGAGCAAAAUCAAAGCUUCUCUUAUCAUUCAUGCUGUGGUAGAAGUGGUUUUUUUUAUCUGAUAAUUUUUUUUUUCAUAUCGGUGUUCUCUCUGGGAAAGCACUGAAUGGAGCAUAAAUGCACAUAUCAUUGACAGAGAAACAUACAGAGAGAGAGAGAAAUGUUUUGUCUUCAUGUUUACAUGUUUGUGUUUUCAGUUAAAAAAAUAAAUUGUGCCUGCUUUCUGGAA
Cyprinus carpio (common carp) is the source of this 2237-nucleotide messenger RNA. RefSeq names its product biliverdin reductase A (gene blvra). Gene Ontology annotation, molecular function: zinc ion binding; nucleotide binding; biliverdin reductase [NAD(P)H] activity. Gene Ontology annotation, biological process: heme catabolic process. The record is from RefSeq and is a predicted model, not a curated record. NCBI's taxonomy places the organism in Eukaryota, Metazoa, Chordata, Actinopteri, Cypriniformes, Cyprinidae.